GCCAAAAGUGGGGGAGAGUAAGGGAGUGGAGGCAGAGAUAGUGCAUCUCUCCUAGGUCGACACGGGAACCUAAAGCUCUGUAUGGUGAAAAGUCUCAAAUGUCGUCUUUUGCAUGAAGAAUUGUGGUGUUAACUCAACAAUUCUCGAGAGGAUCUGGUGCUGCAGUGACAAUUUUAAGAACUGAAGUUCUCUAUUUACACACCGAAUGGGUACAGCAUAAAUUAAAGGCCACUCAAGAUUCCAGUCUACAAUACUACAUCUCCUUCUGACAGUCUGCAGGUCAAGGCAGAUACACAACAGCAGCAGAGGAGAGAGUUUCUGGAAUAAAUGGCAGAGAGAAACCACACCACGGUGACAGAGUUCAUUUUCGUUGGAUUCACAGAUCAUCCAGAUCUACAGAUCCCCCUCUUUAUGUUGUUCCUAGUGAUGUAUGUGGUCAGCCUGAUGGGGAAUCUUGGGAUGAUAGCGUUAAUCAUGGUUGAAACCCGACUUCAUACCCCCAUGUACUUUUUCCUAAGCCAGAUGUCCAUUGUAGAUAUUGGGUAUUCCACAGCCAUAGCUCCCAGGCUGCUCAUGACCUUUGUAGCAGAGACGAGAACCAUUCCUUUCAUUGAGUGUGCAGCACAACUAUUCUUUGUCUGUUUCUUUGUGACCAGUGAAUGUUGCCUCCUGGCUGUGAUUGCGUAUGACCGCUUCAAAGCUAUCUGUAAUCCACUGCUCUACAGAACCAUUAUGUCCAAGAGACACUGUGUCCUGUUGGUGGCUGGCACAUAUGUCUGUGGCUCUGUGAAUUCAAUUGUGCAAACUCUAUUUAUAUUCAGUCUGUCCUUCUGCAGCUCCAGUGUUGUCAACCAUUUCUUCUGUGACGUGCCCCCCAUGCUGAAGCUGUCUUGCUCCGACACCCAGGUCACUGACCUUGUACUUUUCACUUUCUCGACUGUAAUUGUCACGACUACUUUCCUGGGUGUCCUAAUCUCCUACAUGUGCAUCCUCGUGGCCAUUCUCAGGAUCCAUUCUGCCAACGGGAGACGCAAAACCUUUUCCACCUGCGCCUCCCACCUGACAGUCGUCACUAUGUUUUAUGGGACGCUGAUAUGUAUAUAUUUAAGACCCAGUUCCAGCUAUUUGAGGGACCAAGACAAGGUUACCUCUGUGUUUUAUGCCCUUGUGAUCCCCAUGUUGAACCCCCUGAUCUACAGCCUGAGAAACAAGGAGGUAAAUGAUGCCUUUAAAAGGGUGUUAUAUAGGAAGAUUUUUUCUUCGUAAUUAUAAUCAUUAUUAUAUUUUAACCAAUAAACAGCAGAUGGCAGAAUGAA
Molecule: messenger RNA, 1316 nt
Organism: Chelonia mydas (Green sea turtle)
Lineage: Eukaryota; Metazoa; Chordata; Testudines; Cheloniidae
Product: olfactory receptor 1019-like
Exons: 3
Coding region: 328-1266 (312 amino acids)
Biological process (GO): G protein-coupled receptor signaling pathway; sensory perception of smell
Cellular component (GO): membrane
Molecular function (GO): odorant binding; G protein-coupled receptor activity; olfactory receptor activity
Source: RefSeq, a predicted model, not a curated record